GAGGAGGAGGAGGAGGACAACAGCGAGGCAGCCCCGGGGGCCCCGCAGGCGGGAUGUUCUCCAAGAAGCCACACGGCGAUGUGCGGAAAUCCACGCAGAAGGUGCUGGACACCCGCAAGGACCCGCUCACCCGCCUCAAGCACCUGCGCGUUGUUAUCGAGAAUGCAGAGUCUAUAGAUCUUAAGCAGUUUUUUGAUCUACAUUUUUCACAUAUAUAUUAUGUGUUCUUUGAAAAUUUUGUGACUAUUGAAAUAGGUCUCAAACAGAAAGGUCACAAGUCACAGAGGGAAGAACUAGAUGCGAUACUUUUUAUUUUUGAGAAAAUUUUACAACUUCUUCCAGAGAGAAUUCAUCAAAGAUGGCAAUUUCACAGUAUUGGCUUGAUUUUAAAGAAAUUACUUCACACGGGGAAUUCAUUAAAGAUUCGUCGUGAAGGUGUACGUCUCUUCCUCUUAUGGUUACAAGCACUUCAAAACAAUUGUAGUAAAGAACAGCUGUGCAUGUUUUCUUGCUUAAUUCCUGGAUUUCCACCACCACAUUCUGAACAUGGGCCUCAAACACUAGAAAAUCUCAUUAACCCUGUGAUAAAUGUUCAAGAAACACAAGUGACUGUAGAAGAAAUUACUCCACUUGUCCAGCCACAAUCAGGAGAUAAAGGACAGGAUGAUCUAACAAGCUAUUUUUUAGAAGCACUUUUGAAAUACAUAGUAAUUCAGGUCAAAAGUCUGGAAUGGAAGAACAAAGAAAACCAAGAAAAGGGAUUUUCAUUCUUAUUUUCAUAUUUUAAGAAAUAUUACUUGCCUUAUAUUUUUCCAAACAUGUGUAAGGAGAGCAGCUUGUAUAACCCUGUACUUGAGAUACCACAGAUGAGACCAAAGCCACAUUAUGUAAUGAUAAAGAAAGAUGCUGAAACCAAUGAAGCAAUAUAUUGCACAAAGGAACCUUUCCUUAAAGCUCGCGUUAUUGUCAUCCGAUGGUUGGUGUCUUUCUGGCUUGAGCCAAAACCACACACAGGACCUCAGAUUCCUGGAAUGGAAGGUGAAACCGUGCCAAAGAAUAUUCAGCGAGCAGCUGCUAGCCUGGCAUCUAGAGAAGACAGCAGAAAUGACAAUACUGAUAGACCUGAUAGAAAUACAGAGCCAGAACAGUCUCAUUCUAACACAAGCACACUAACAGAAAGAGAACCUAGUUCCUCCAGCCUUUGCAGUAUUGAUGAAGAACAUCUUACAGAUAUAGAAAUAGUCCGCAGAGUUUUCUCUUCUAAAAGAAGUAAUGUUAACUUUCUUACAGAAAUCUUUCGUCAGGCAUUUUUACUGCCAAUAUGCGAAGCAGCAGCCAUGAGGAAAGUGGUAAAAGUAUACCAAGAGUGGAUACAACAAGAAGAGAAGCCCUUAUUUAUGAAAGAACCAGAAGAAAUUGUGGCAUCUACAAACAUAGAUGGUGAUGAGAACAUUGUAGAACAUAAUUCAACAGAGAAGGGAAAAGAAAGGGAGGAGGAAAAUAUGGGUAAUUCUGGUCCUGUUCGAAAUUCAAGUUGGACAAGAAAUGGUUAUCAAGAGGUUUCCCAUAAAAUAUCUGACUUGGAUGUCUUAGAACAAGGUAUACGAGCUGGAAUACAAGCAGUACUGCAGGUUUUUAUAACAAAUUCCUCAAAUAUAUUUCUUCUUGAGCCAGCAAAUGAGAUUAAAACUCUGUUGGAUGAACAUACAGAUAUGUGUAAACGCAUUCUUAAUAUCUACCGUUACAUGGUAGUGCAAGUAACCAUGGACAAGAAGACUUGGGAACAGAUGCUGCUUGUGCUGCUCAGGGUCACAGAAUCGGUAUUGAAAAUACCAUCUCAGAUUUUUCUACAGUAUCAAGGAAGAAAGAAUUCAACUUUAGCAGGAAGGCUUGCUGGACCUCUUUUCCAGACUCUAAUAGUAGCUUGGAUCAAAGCAAACCUAAAUGUGUACAUCUCAAGAGAACUUUGGGAUGACCUGCUGUCAGUAUUGUCAUCAUUGACUUAUUGGGAAGAACUGGCUACAGAAUGGUCACUGACUAUGGAAACCCUAACAAAAGUAUUAGCUAGAAAUUUAUACAGCUUAGAUCUCGGUGACCUGCCAUUGGAUAAAUUAAGUGAGCAGAAACAAAAGAAGCAUAAAGGCAAAGGUGUUGGCCAUGAAUUUCAUAAGGCAUCUGUUGAUAAGUCAUUUUCAAGAGGCUGGAGUCGUGAUCAACCUGGACAGGCCCCAAUGAGACAGCGCAGUGCAACGACUACUGGAUCUCCAGGAACAGAAAAAGCCAGAAGCAUAGUGCGGCAAAAAACAGUUGCCAUGAGAAGCCGAUCCAUUGGUGAAUGUGCUCUGCCUUCGGCCUAUAUACGCAGUGCUAAAAGUGCUCCUGUUCUGAUCCAUCCUUCCAAACCCUUCUUGCCUGAUAUUGUUCUCACUCCCCUUUCUGAUGAGCUUUCAGACAUGGAUGAUGCGCAAAUCCUCCCACGUCCGUCCCGCGUCAGACAUUUUUCACAGAGUGAGGAAACUCCCAGUGAAGUUUUUGAUGCACUGAAUGAAGAGCAGCCACUUCCACGAAGUAGCAGCACAUCUGACAUCCUGGAACCAUUCACAGUUGAACGAGUCAAAGGUGCAGUUCCUGUCAUUGACGGUUCAUCCCAUCAUGCUCCAAGCUUACAGAGUUCCACAGAGGCCUCUUCAAUAUGUAGAUCCACUGAAAGUCACGUUACUGAUGCAAAUAGCAGAGAGUCCUCUCUGGAAGUUGGGGAUAGUAUUUAUGACCAUCUCUGUCAUUUGGUAGGCCCAGUAGAACUUACAGAUACAGCCUUUGAACAAAACCAGUAUGUUGACCUUGAAGGUGAAGAUGAUCUUCUUUCCUCUCUGAGAGAAUAUCUUAAGGAAAAAGAAGAACUUUGCAGUAGCAUUGAGAUAGAUAAACAUGAGUCUUCUCCUCAUGAAAUUGAUGCAGGAAUAAGUAGGAAUGAUAAAUUGCCACUGGAUGGAAUAGAGUAUACAGACCAGACUGUUACAUGUGCGAGUAGUACCACUGUUCCAGAAAGUGCCGAUAAUGCAGAACUGCAAUUGGAGCAAAACCAAAGUGGCUUUAUAAGUAAUAUUGCACCUACACAAGUAGACAGUUCUACAAGAAACCAAGUUGAUAAAGCUAAACAGUUAAAUAUUGAUAAACACACCCAAAAUCUGCCUGAUCAUGGGUCAAGUAGCCCCAGUGACAAGGAAAGGAGGAGAUAUUUGUACAGACAAAUUGCCACUGAUGUAGAUGUAUCUGUGGAAACAGUGUUAGCUGAAAAGCAUAGAAGUGCCCUCUUUAACGAAAAAAUAACCAACACAAGUGUUAUGCAUGCAAAGAAAAUGCCACAUAAAGCCUUAGUUAACCCUGAAAUGCUUCACAUUACAGGCAUGAGCAAACUGUCACCAACUAAGCGAAGUAUAUCUGAAACAGUAACCCAUAAAGCUAAAAUCAUGAAAAUAGCAGCUAAAAAGCGAAACAGUGUCCAUGUUACUUUUAGGCCAUCUACUGAAUCAGUUCAGUUUUAUAAUCCUCUAGAAAACAAAGAGGCCCCAUGGAAAGCAAGACUUCGUAAACUCAGUGGUUUCAGCAGUGGGAGCAGUAGCAGCACCAGCAGCAGCAACACGAGCGCCAGCUCCUCCGCUGCAGCUGCGCUGGUCAGACCUGGAAUAUACAGGCCUCUAGAUGCAGUCAGUACAACUUCUGCCAAUAUUAAACAGAUUAAAGAAUCAGGAGACGUUCCAGCGUUCAUGUUGCAGAAGGAAAGUAUUGGAAUAAAUCAGAUGUCUAAUCGUAGCCCACCUAAGCCAUCCAGUCAGGAGUCGGGACAACCGCAGGGCUCCCUGGGUGGUGUUUAUAAAUCUGUUGUACAUGCUCUUUCGAAGCCGAAGGCAAAUGUUUCCCCACAGAGGCAGAGCAGAGUGCCAGCAGAGGCUCCACUGAGGGAUCUGUACAGUCAUGUAAUGGGCUAUUUUGGAAAGAAAGCUGCAGCCAAUAGAGACGAUAUGAGCCAAAAGCAGAACCCUCUUGAUAGUGAUAAUGGCAAUAGUAAUACAAAUAUUCCUGACCUCAUGGAUGAGUUUAUAGCUGAAAGACUGCGCAGUGGUAGCGCUUUGAAUGUGACGAGAAGAGGGAGCAGUCCAGGAAGCCUAGAAGUUCCAAAAGACCUUCCUGAUAUACUAAACAAGCCGAGCCAAAUGCGUCCUGCGGAUGACCCAGGUGUGCCUUCUGAAUGGACGUCUCCUGCCAGUGCAGGCAGCAGUGACCUUGUCAGUUCUGACAGCCAUUCUGAUUCCUUCAGCGCAUUCCAAUAUGAUGGCCACAAAUUUGAAAAUUUCAGCUUGUGCCCUGAAGGUGGCACAACAACAUCUGCAGAUUCUGAUGCAGGUUCAGGACCUCCGCAGAGUGCUGAUGAACAGGAAGUGGCUAGUCUAACUACACUCCACAUUGACUCUGAGACCAGUAGUCUCAAUCAACAACCACUAUCUGCUGAAGCAGCAACAAUUGCAGGUUCUGAAAGUGCUUCACCAAUCCAGUCUGCUCUUGGAUCACGGUCCCAGACUCCAUCACCUGCCACUCUGAGUGCAGAUCACAAUGAACAGAAAGACUUACAGCUGGAUGAAAAGCUCCACCACUCCGUUUUACAGACGCCAGAUGACCUAGAAACUAGUGAUUUUCCAUCUGAAUGUUGUAGUGUGAUGGCAGGAGGAACCCUGACAGGAUGGCAUGCAGAUGUAGCUACUGUAAUGUGGAGACGAAUGCUAGGGAUUUUAGGAGAUGUCAAUUCCAUUAUGGAUCCUGAAAUACAUGCUCAAGUUUUUGAUUACCUUUGUGAACUCUGGCAGAAUCUUGCUAAGAUUAGAGAUAAUCUUGGCAUUUCAACUGAUAACAUGACAUCACCUUCUCCACCAGUUUUAAUUCCUCCACUGAGAAUUCUAACCCCAUGGCUUUUCAAGGCAACCAUGUUGAGUGAUAAGUACAAGCAAGGCAAGUUACAUGCUUAUAAGCUCAUUUGUAACACAAUGAAGCGAAGACAAGAUGUUUCUCCAAACAGGGACUUUUUAACUCAUUUCUACAAUAUAAUGCACUGUGGACUACUUCAUGUUGAUCAGGAUAUUGUCAAUACAAUCAUCAAGCACUGUUCUCCUCAGUUCUUUUCACUUGGUUUGCCUGGUGCUACUACACUGAUCAUGGACUUUAUUGUAGCAGCUGGUAGAGUGGCAGCGUCAUCUUUUCUCAAUGCUCCAAGAGUAGAAGCACAAGUUCUCUUAGGUUCUCUGGUUUGCUUUCCCAAUUUAUAUUGUGAACUACCAGCUCUGCACCCAAACACUCCUGACAUUGUUGUGUCUCAGUUUACAGAGGUUAAGGAACUGAUCAUCAAAACAAUAUUAAGUUCUGCAAGAGAGGAGCCAUCUGGGCCUGCAAGAUGUGUUGCACUUUGUAGCCUUGGUAUAUGGAUCUGUGAAGAACUUGUACAUGAAUCCCAUCAUCCCCAGAUUAAAGAAGCCCUGAAUGUGAUUUGUGCCUCAUUAAAAUUUCCAAAUAAAGCAGUUGCACAUGUUGCUUGCAAUAUGCUUAAUAUGCUGAUUCAUUAUGUACACAGGCUGCAAAUGUAUCAAACUGAUUCACCGUUAAAAAUUAUUCAAAUACUUAUAGCUACGAUCACUCAUCUCUUGCCUAGUACAGAAGCUUCUUCUUAUGAACAGGACAAGAGGCUGGUGGUAUCACUACUUCUGUGUCUGUUGGACUGGAUAAUGGCCUUGCCUUUAAAAGCACUGUUACAACCUGUUCACACUGCAGGUUCUGAAAAUGAUAAGAUGGAAAAAUCUAUUCUCAACUGUAUAUAUAAGGUUCUUCAUGGAUGUGUCUAUGGAUCUCAGUGCUUUAGCAAUCCAAAAUAUUUUCCUGUGAGCCUAUCGGAUUUGGCAUCUUCGGAUUAUGAUCCUUUUAUGUAUUUGGAAAGUUUGAAGGAGCCGGAACCAUUACAUUCACCUGAUUCAGAACGGUCUUCAAAACUCCAGCCAGUCACUGAAGUAAAAUCUCAUAUGCAGCAAGGACUGAUCUCUGUGGCAGCUCGUACUGUGAUAACUCAUCUGGUAAACCAUUUAGGCCAUUAUCCAAUGAGUGGGGGACCUGCUAUGCUAACAAGUCAAGUAUAUGAAAACAACGACAAUCCUUACAGUGAAAACUCUGAGCUUUCUCCUGAGCUUUUUGAGAACCCCAACCUCCAGUUCUUUGUGUUAAACAAUACAACUUUAGUUUCAUGUAUACAAAUUCGCGCAGAAGAGAACAUGCCUGGAGGGGGUCUGUCUGCCGGACUUGCAUCAGCUAACUCAAAUGUCAGAAUUAUUGUGCGUGAUCUAUCAGGCAAAUAUUCGUGGGAUUCUGCAAUUCUUUAUGGGCCUCCACCUCUUUGUGGCUUAAUUGAACCAACCUCUUUUGUGCUCUCAUUACCCCAUCAAGAGAAACCAGAAGAUGCCUCAGAACCUACUGCAUGUGCUGAUGAAGUGUGUGUAAAGGAUGGACUUGCACUCUCCAUAAAAAGAAGAUUUAGAGAGACUCUGCCAACAUGGGACACAAUUAGGGAUGAAGAAGAUGCCCUUGAUGAGCUCUUGCAGUAUAUAGGAAUCACGAGUCCUGAGUGCUUGCAGAGGACAGGUGUAUCACUCAAUGUUCCUGCUCUACAACCUGUUUGUGUCUCAGAGAAGCAGGAAAAUGAUGUAAUCAAUGCAAUCCUUAAACAACACACAGAAGAGAGAGAUUUUGUUGAAAAGCACUUCAGUGACUUAAAUAUGAAGGCUAUGGAACAGGAUGAGCCAACCCCACAAAAGCCCUAUUCAGCAUUUUACUAUUGCAGGUUGCUUCUCAGUAUACUAGGAAUGAAUUCUUGGGAUAAAAGAAGAAGCUUUCAUCUUCUGAAAAAAAAUGAAAAGCUACUACGAGAACUUAGAAAUUUGGAUUCAAGACAAUGCCGAGAGACGCACAAAAUUGCAGUAUUUUAUGUUGCUGAGGGACAAGAGGAUAAACACUCCAUCCUUACUAAUACUGGAGGAAGCCAAGCCUACGAGGAUUUUGUAGCAGGCCUUGGUUGGGAGGUGAACCUCACAAACCAUUGUGGUUUUAUGGGAGGGCUGCAAAAGAACAAAAGCACUGGAUUGACCACUCCAUAUUUUGCUACCUCUACUGUGGAAGUAAUGUUUCAUGUAUCAACCAGAAUGCCUUCGGAUUCAGAUGACUCCUUAACAAAAAAGCUAAGACAUUUAGGAAAUGAUGAAGUUCACAUUGUCUGGUCGGAGCAUACUCGAGACUACAGAAGAGGAAUCAUUCCUACAGAAUUCGGAGAUGUGCUCAUUGUUAUAUAUCCAAUGAAGAAUUACAUGUUCAGUAUCCAGAUUAUGAAAAAACCUGAGGUCCCAUUCUUUGGUCCAUUGUUCGAUGGUGCUAUUGUGAAUGGAAAAAUUCUUCCUAUUAUGGUUCGUGCAACAGCUAUAAAUGCAAGCAGAGCACUGAAGUCACUCAUUCCGUUAUACCAAAACUUCUAUGAAGAAAGAGCUCGGUAUCUGCAAACAAUUGUUCAGCACCAUCUAGAUCCUUCAACUUUUGAGGAUUAUGCAGCUCAGGUUUUCUGCCCAGCACCCUGCCAUCAUUUGCCCUCUGAAAAUGGCUCCUACCCAGAGACUCAGGCGUCCGAAGGUCCAGCAGCAGCGCAGAUGGACGGGCCCGAUCUAGCUUUCCCCAUUUCUCCCCGGACUAGCAAGAGCCGCAUGUCCAUGAAGCUGCGACGAUCCUCUGGCUCAGCCAACAAGACAUAAGAAGGGGUGAAGCCUGCUGCCCCUUUCUCCCAGAAAUCAGCCUGUCCUCUAUGCUGAAUAUAUGUUGUGCUUUCCUCCACUCUAAUGUUUAUUUUAGAGAACCAUAUUGGAAUUUUAUUUCAAAUUGAAAAUAUUUUAGCUUUUGUUAGAAUAUUUUUAUCAAACUUCCUGCUGCCAUAGUUUGUCUGUGCAGGGUUCUUUCUGCACUUUUUUUUUUUUACCUUCCGUUCUGAGAUGCACAGCAGUAAAGUAACCAUUCUAUUUUAACCUCUAGGGUUGAUUGCAAGCCACCCCUGGAGUUGGAGACUGCAGGCAUGUUCCACUCUACUUAUUGUGCAACCCUUUCAGUAAUAAUAAUAAAAUGUACCAUUUGCAAAUGAAUGUACUGCCUUUUCAAAUGAAGAUGCAUUUCUGAAGCGCUCUGCAAAGAUCACUAAAAUACACAGAAUUAUGUACAGAGUAUGUGUUGAGAAUAAACCCUUUCAAGUUAAUGGAGGCCCAUCACCAGCUCUGUUAUUGUCAUACACUGUUGGACAGACACAACAAGAUCCUAGUGCUGAAGUACUAACAGCUUUUUCCUCUCUUGCUAGUAUUUGCUUUCCACUUGGGACUUAUGGCCACCGUCAAGCUUUCUCUUCCAAAAACUGAGACAGUCCCUUGAUCAAGCUGUGUAAGAUAUAUCAUACACUCAUACUUUCAAGCACUUUGCCAUGUCAGUCAUUUGCUCUGAGCUAUGUACCAUUUCUGGGGAGAAAAAGGGACUGUGCCCUUGAAGAGGCAGAUGUAUGCGCAAACACAUUCCACUCCAAAUUCCCACUAACCCCCAGAGGUAUUUUCAUACCGAUGAAGAAAUACAAUUGCAUUUGCCAUAUUCUGCUCUAACAAAAUGUAGCAUGGCACCGGUACUAACUGCAUGUGUAAAUAUCUGUCCCUCACCUGGGCAACUAUAGAAAUAUAUAUUGAUGUAUUUGUUCGCCGUGUAGUAUAUACAAAUUUGUAAUGGUUGAAGAAGAGACAUGCUAUUUAAUAAUACAAUAAAAUUAUUCUUACCA
Molecule: messenger RNA, 8881 nt
Organism: Elgaria multicarinata webbii
Lineage: Eukaryota; Metazoa; Chordata; Lepidosauria; Squamata; Anguidae
Gene: RALGAPA1
Product: Ral GTPase activating protein catalytic subunit alpha 1
Exons: 41
Coding region: 54-7829 (2591 amino acids)
Biological process (GO): regulation of small GTPase mediated signal transduction; positive regulation of GTPase activity
Cellular component (GO): cytoplasm; nucleus
Molecular function (GO): GTPase activator activity
Source: RefSeq, a predicted model, not a curated record